Messenger RNA from Symbiodinium pilosum, 716 nucleotides. The record is from the annotation of a GenBank genome assembly. Lineage: Eukaryota; Dinophyceae; Suessiales; Symbiodiniaceae.
GUGCUGUUGGAGCCCAUCACGGUGCCUUUGCUGCCUCCGCCGCCACCCAUGCCAAUGCCGCGGGCUUCCGGGGGGAGUGCGUCUGCAACGCAGGCGGCCAUGAGGUGCCAGAGGCAAACCUACAGCCUCCAGCCGCCUGCAAGCAGGAUGCAUCCGCAGGGGCGGGUCUCGUGCUCUCCACCUCGGGUUGUGAUGCAGGCUGCUGCCUCGAACUUCUCCAGUUGGCAGUUUGGAACAAUGCCUCUCCAUGCUACCAGCUACCAGCCAGAACAGCUUGCCCACCAACAGCCGCAGAGGCACUUGGCAUAUUCGCCGCCACCUCGCCAGCUACCUCGCCAGUGGCAGCAAGUUUCUGCAUCUUCGCGUCUGCCUUCCCCCGUGGCGCCCCAGAGAUGGACCUACGUCAGUCCCCGUCGCUCGGCCCCGGCCCCCAGCAUGCCAAACGUUGCCCAUCCCGGGCCGGCACAUCAAGGCUGCCGAGCCCGUGGACGGCACUCGAGCUUCGAGCCGCGAAUGCCCGCAAACCAGCCGGGGUUGUGUGCACCAGCCCCCUUUGCUGGGCAGCAGAGUCUCCCUGGUUCCAUGCUUUGCCCAUCUCCGGGGUCUGCUUGGAGUGGAUCCAUACUUUGCCCUGCCCCACCACCAGCUCUCAGCCGCGUGCUGGGCUUGUCCAGUGGCUCCGCUGCAUACCCGCCCGGCCCUCAGGUAAGAACUGA